CUCCAGAGACACCGCUUGGUGUUUGACAGAAAUUGUGUGUUGUAUUUGAGUGUCUCGUUUUCGAAUGAAUGGUGAGGAAGGCAUUAAUUGGGAAUAAAAAUGAAUAACACGUGCCGAAUAUGCAUGGAAGGAAGCAAAGAAUUACUUUCAAUGGCUGUGUCGAAGAGAGAUAACGAAAUUGAAAUUUUGAAGCCAGGAAUGAUGUUCGAAGAGUGCCUUGGUAUUGAGGUUGCGGAUAUCCCCGACUGCUUGCAAAUAUGUUUGGGGUGCAAGAUUCAUCUCACUUACUACUACGACUUCAAACAGCAAGCGUUAAGGUCUCACGAUAAAUUAAUGAAAAUCAGAAAAGAAUCAGAAGCCCAGCUGGAGUCCGAGGCUGAAGAAAUAUUGGCUUUGCGUUUCGACAGUUCCAAACAGCCAAACAAACUAAUACCGGAAACAAAUGACCACUGUGCUAUAGUCUUGGAUGGUAUAGAUGAGGAGGAAGCAGGAGAUAUUGAGUUUGAAUCAAAUUUCAAUGUUGACAUCGAAUAUUUGGAGGAAGGCGUCAAUCCACUGUGCGUACCAGACAUGAAAGACGAAACUUAUGAGGCAGUGGAGGAGAAUAUACAGAACGAUGAGAUUAAACCGGUGUUGGAUACAGACAACUACGAAGAAGUAACCCUCAAAAAUGGAGAGGCCGAAAUCCUAAUCGGUAAAGAUAGAUUGGAAUUCAACGGGGUGCAAGAUGAGGAAGAGCCUGAUGAGUCAACAGAUGGCGAAAAGAAUGAUAAGCCAACGUCGCAGAAAAAUACUGUAUGGAAAUAUCAUUGUGGGAUUUGUGGUAAGAAAUUUCGCAAUAUAGACAUUUACACAGGACACUUGAAUGUACAUCAAGGCUUACCUGCUUACUGUUGUGAGAUUUGUUCAAAGGAAUUUAAAUAUAAGGUGAACUACGAUUACCACAUGAAAAACCAUAACAACAAUCGAAGUUUCAAAUGCUCGUUCUGCACGAAAACGUGUUUAUCCAAGUGGGACCUUAAAGUUCACAUGCGAUCCCAUACCGACGGAAGACCGUACAGUUGUGAAAUAUGUGGAAGAGGAUUUCGGGUGCAUAGUCACAUGACUGACCAUAUGGAAACACACAAUAGCCAGAGGACGAAUGAAUGUCCAAUCUGUUGCCAAAAGUACAAGACGAGAGCCUCAUUGAAAAUGCACUUGAGUACAGUUCAUUUCAGAGUUAAUGAAUACACUUGCACAACGUGUGGUAAAGUUUUCUAUCGGAAUCAUCAUCUUAAGGUUCAUCAAAAAGUGCAUCAACGGAAUUCAAAAAAUGAUUAAUUCCUUCUUUAAAUAAAAGAAACGCUAGUCUAAUUGUUGUUUCGUAUAUGGAGUAGGAAUAAGAGUGUGAUUCUAUUUUCCCAUAAUAGGUCGAAGUAAGGCGAUUCAAAGCUUAAGUUUAUGCGUUU
Messenger RNA from Hermetia illucens (black soldier fly), 1448 nucleotides. Its product is annotated as zinc finger protein 17-like. The record is from RefSeq and is a predicted model, not a curated record. Lineage: Eukaryota; Metazoa; Arthropoda; Insecta; Diptera; Stratiomyidae. The coding region runs from base 100 to 1320 and encodes 406 amino acids. Gene Ontology annotation, molecular function: zinc ion binding. Gene Ontology annotation, cellular component: nucleus. The transcript has 6 exons.